Owenia fusiformis is the source of this 2146-nucleotide messenger RNA. The record is from the annotation of a GenBank genome assembly. Lineage: Eukaryota; Metazoa; Annelida; Polychaeta; Sabellida; Oweniidae.
GGAAUUUCCGGUGCCCGCCGAAGUCAGAAAAAUCAGAAAAAGUCCUGAAAAAUCUGUAAAAGUGAUUAGUAUGGAUUAAAGCUCUACGCAAAAGGUCAGUGCUCCAAAUGCAGGAUGGCUAGUUUGGGAAAAAGUGACAACGCUAAAACUCGAAGUCUAAGGGAUAUUUGUUUAGAAAAUAUUGGAAGCUCAAGUAUUGAAUACUACGAUGAAGAUUAUCUUGAGCAUGUUCCUCUGCAGUGUCUAGAAGGCUUGGUAAAAUAUUUAUCUCCAGUACAUAUGGAGCGUUUUGGAUCCUUUUUUGAAAAAAAGUGUGACGUGGAUUCAAAUUCGAAUGACUAUUGGUUCAAAGCAGUAUGCAGGCUUCAGCGUGAGUUCUCUGUGAACUACAUCAGCUUGGAUCGUUCCGCAGAAUUUGAGUAUGAGAAAAAACGCGAAUGUUAUAAGGAUAUGUAUUUCCAGCUAUUGUACAAUCAAUUUAUGUAUCACAUUACUUGCGAAAGGAAUCAGAAAAGAAAUAAAAAUGAAUCAAUGUUGUCACUUAUGAGAAAAGUAGCAACAGAAACGCGUUAUGCCAAGUACAUCAAAAAAUUGCAUAUUAACCCAAAACAAUGCAAAUACAUAUGUUCAAACGCUUGGCUGUUAAAUAAUGUCUGCAGCACAGUGAGUGAAAUAACAUUAUCGCAUGUGAGCAAUGAGGAUUUUGAGCAGAGGAGAGUACUAUGGGACACAUCCACUUAAGCAAGAGCGCUUGCAACAUGUGACACCAGAAAAUAGAAGUGAGAUUUACAGACACUAUGACCAUUCCACUGAACUCACAGAUCGUAACAAAGAAGACAUUUAUGAUUGUGUAUUUGAAUCUACAAGACCCCAGUAUAAAUCUAAUGAAUCUAGCGCUAAAAACUUUUGGGAUUCUAAUCCUAUACAAGUUCACACAUGUGAUGGAAUUGACAAGCUUACUAUUGGAGAAACAGUGGCACGGCCCUCUCCCAUUCUUCAUUCAGAAGUUUCCAAAAUUGGCUUUCUCAGCACGUUUCAUGCCCUAGUGAAAAGAGAUGAUCAUGCCUCUCAUAAUUCUGAGUUUUUCCGAACACUACAUCAUAUUUGUCCUAAGUUGAUGAACCUGCGUCAUCUGACGAUAAGGGAUUUCCUUGUGAAUGAUUCUUUUAAUGAUGUUUGUGAUGUCAUCAAUGACGCCAUUACCCGUACAAGGGUAACAAGUCUAGAUACACUCCUUCAAUUACCAAUUUCAAUGAUCUUGCAGAAAUACAGUGAUCCAUCGCUUGGUGAAAAUGUAUCCCUUCCUGUGAAUGCUAGACUGGCAAGCCAGAAACCAACACUUCUGACUCAUCUUUGUGUCAAGCUUAACCUCAAUGGUGUCAUACCAACUGUAUUAUACACAAUAGAUUCCAAAGGAGACAUCACAGUGGAUACAUACAAUCUCAAAUCUCUAAGUACAUACGCUUACAUAGACAUUGGUGCAUAUGGACGCUCCAAAUGCACUAAUUUCAAGGUUGUAUGUGCAUUGAUUAAACAUUCUUCAAACUUAAAAAUAUUGUCGUUGUCAGGCUGCCGAUGGAUCGAAAUCAUGGAAUUAACCAGUUUAAUUAACCAUACGACUCUUCCAAACUUAACUGCUUUAACAUUAGAUUCUUUUGAUCUAAAGUGGGUUCAUGUCUUGAGGAUAGUGGAGUAUAACCCCUCAUUAGAAUCUCUCACACUCAGGGACUGCUCUUUGAGCAGAUUUGCGCAAAAUGAAUUUGAAGAUUUAUCAGAAAAAAUUGGAGAGCAUGCGAAUCUGGGUUAUUUGGAUAUCUCCAACAAUCCUCUGGGAGGUUCAGUACUCAAGCUCUUCCUUGCGAUAAUUGAAUUCCGAAUUGCGAACCAUGCUGCCUUUUUUAAAUUUGUCAAAUUCUCUCACAAUGGGAUCAAUACUGAAGAUGCGUGGACUCUUGCAAAAGGAAUGAAAAAAAUGAGCGACAAGCUGCAUGGAAAACGUCUUAUGGAAUAUCUGAAUCUUAAUCAGAACUUGGUGAAGCAUGCAGAAAUUGACAAAUUGAUUGAAGAGUUUGGUAACAGUGUUGGGUUCCUUGAUAUCAGAACCCAGAUAAAGGGUGCGAUGGCUGAGUUUGUUGCUCAAAUGUGA